Messenger RNA from Calypte anna (Anna's hummingbird), 2877 nucleotides. It is a transcript of the gene CAP2, whose product is annotated as cyclase associated actin cytoskeleton regulatory protein 2. The record is from RefSeq and is a predicted model, not a curated record. The transcript has 13 exons. Lineage: Eukaryota; Metazoa; Chordata; Aves; Apodiformes; Trochilidae. Gene Ontology annotation, biological process: cytoskeleton organization; cell morphogenesis; regulation of adenylate cyclase activity. Gene Ontology annotation, cellular component: cytoplasm. The coding region runs from base 299 to 1738 and encodes 479 amino acids. Gene Ontology annotation, molecular function: adenylate cyclase binding; actin binding.
CUCCAUCUCUGCCACCGUGCCUCUCUCUUUCUGGACUUGUCUUUAUUUGGCACUCCCGGAAGCUACAGGGCAUUUCUCUGCCUGCCUGCCCGGGCAGCUGAUGUGACUGACUGACACCGGCUCCCGCUGAGGAGGAGGAGGAGGAAGAGGAGGAGAAGGAGGAGGAGAAGAAGGUAGAGCAGCAGCGAGGCGAGGGGAGGGGGGGGAGCGAGUGACCGGCCACGGAUUUUCAUUGCAGAGAGGAGGGGGGGAGGAAAAAAAAAAAAAAAAGAGAGACUACACGGGUCAUCAAAACAGAAUGGCAGAGACUCAUGGGUUGAUGGAGAGGCUGGAGAAAGCAGUGACUCGGCUUGAAUCAUUAUUUUCAGAUUCACACAAAUCUGGUGGAAUGGAGUGUGAUGCCAUCAAUGGAGUCAAUGGAAGCAUAGCACCAUAUGUUGAAGCUUUUGAUCGGCUGCUGAAUGGAAGUGUUGCUGAGUUUCUCAGGUACAGCAAGAUCCUUGAAGGUGAUGUGAAGACACAUGCAGAAAUGGUACGUGCUGCUUUCCAAGCACAGAGAUCUUUCCUGGUGCUGGCAUCUCAAUGUCAAGAGCCUCAAGAGAAUGAGGUGGCAAUGCUUCUCAAGCCAAUAUCAGAGAAGAUUCAGGAAAUCCAGAACUUCAGAGAAAGGAACAGAGGAAGUAAUAUGUUCAACCACCUCUCAGCUGUCAGUGAGAGCAUUCCAGCCCUUGGGUGGAUAGCAGUGUCUCCUAAACCAGGCCCCUAUGUCAAGGAGAUGAAUGAUGCUGCUACCUUUUAUACUAACAGGGUAUUAAAGGACUACAAGAACAGUGACACACGUCAUGUUGAUUGGGUGAAGUCAUAUCUGAACAUCUGGUCUGAGCUUCAAGCUUAUAUCAAAGAGCAUCAUACCACAGGUCUCACCUGGAGUAAAACUGGUCCUGUCGCAUCACCCAUGUCUAUGCGAUCUGUUCUUACAAGUGGGUCAUGCCUCUCCCCACCACCGCCACCACCACCACCACCACCUGGACCUCCCCCCAUCUUUGAUACAGAGUCCAUAAAGGAUGAAGGAACUGCAUCUCGCUCAGCACUGUUUGCACAGCUUAACCAGGGAGAGGCAAUUACCAAAGGGCUUCGGCAUGUCUCUGAUGACCAGAAGACUCACAAGAACCCAAGUCUACGCAACCAAGGUCCCCCUGUUCGUUCUCCAACAAAAAGCCAUACUCCAAGUCCCACCUCUCCCAAGAACUCCCCACAGCAGAGCCAUGCCCCUGUCUUGGAGCUAGAGGGAAAGAAGUGGAGAGUGGAAUAUCAAGAGGAUAAGAAUGAUCUGGUCAUUAACAACACUGAACUCAAGCAAGUAGCCUACAUUUUUAAGUGUAACAAAUCUACACUUCAAAUUAAAGGAAAAAUCAAUUCAAUUACUAUUGACAACUGUAAAAAGUUUGGCCUUGUGUUUGACAACGUUGUGGGAAUCGUGGAAGUGAUCAAUUCCAGGGAUAUUCAGAUUCAGGUGAUGGGUAAAGUGCCAACCAUUUCUAUUAACAAAACAGAAGGCUGCCACAUCUACCUCAGUGAGGAAUCUUUAGAUUGUGAGAUCGUGAGUGCCAAAUCAUCUGAGAUGAACAUCCUCAUCCCUCAAGAGGGUGAUUAUAAAGAAUUUCCAGUUCCUGAACAGUUCAAGACAGCAUGGGAUGGAUCUAAAUUGGUCACUGAACCUGCAGAGAUUGUGGGCUGACUUCCUCAUGCCAUACAGCACUUGCUGACCAUGACCAGACCACAGCCAGCAUAAACAAAGCAGUAAUGUAAAGAACUAGAGGUAGCAGUAGUUCACACUGCUGUCAUAGACCCUCAAGUGUUAGCUCUGCAUGCUAGGAACAAUAACACAUCUGGCACGCUUUUGUUAGGCAUCCCAGUAUUUUUCACAUUUCCACAGUGUGACUUCACUCACAAUUUUAAUUCUACAUGAUGUCAUGUGAAUAUAACAGAUUUAAGCCCCCACCCUCCAGUCACUUCACUGGUUUGAAAUACUGUAUACAUUAAGCCAAAAUACUGCAUGAUACACUUUGUUACCAUCUUGCUUCAGUGCAUUCCUUUUUCUGUUUCUGCUAAUCAAGAACAGCAUUAAGACUUUAAGAUGUUUAUUUUUACCUGUUAAGCACUUCCUCUAUAAUGCAGUAAAAAUGUACCCCUAGAAAGUAUGCAGUUCCUUGUAGUUCUGUGACAAUCGUAAUAGGUUUUGUUUUGUUUUGUUUCAAACAAGCAAAAGGACAACUUUCAGCAAUGCAUUUUACUAACAAAAGAUUUUAAAAAUUGAUAUUUUAAUCGAACACUUUUCUAAUAUGUAUAUUUAGAAGAUCCUGAUGUUUUCUUGUGAGAGAAGAUUUUAUUAUGGUCCACAGACUUGAUGUUGCCCUUAUUUCUUGCCAAUUAGUAAUUCUUUCUAAGCUAAACCCUUGCAGCAAAUCACUUGAAGGCUUUUUGCUCCUUUUUUUUUUUGUGAGACAAUCUCUCACUCUUUAAAAUUUCACAUUGUGUCUUGCAUCCUAAUUAGAAAAACAAGGGAGACCUUAAUGUCCAUUUCUUUACUAAUAACAUUAAUUUAAAAUAUUGCUAUUGUAGCUCAUAUUAAUUUAAAAUAUCCUCCUGUUUCUCCCCCACAUUUGUAGGACUUACUUAGUUUCAAAUACUUCGACAAAGUAAAGCCAUAGAUUUAUGUCAUUCUAAUUCUAAGCCCAAAUAAAGGGGUUAUUUCCUAUCUAGCCCUUUGACCCUACUUUGUAGUCCCUAUUUUACCUGCUUUUUAACAAAAGUGGAGUGUUGUAUACAUUUGUACUAUUUCAGCCCACAGUACUAAUAAAAUGUUAAAAAUUUUAA